This is a messenger RNA of Pseudomassariella vexata, 1308 nucleotides long. RefSeq lists its product as uncharacterized. Bases 1 to 1308 code for a protein of 435 amino acids. The record is from RefSeq and is a predicted model, not a curated record. The transcript has 3 exons. Lineage: Eukaryota; Fungi; Ascomycota; Sordariomycetes; Amphisphaeriales; Pseudomassariaceae.
AUGCGUUUUCAACAGACCUGUGCCGCCCUAAUGGGUUUGGCAUCGCUUGUGGCUUCAGCACCCACUCCUGAGCAAGAUAUACAGCCCGUCGAGCGUGGACUGAAGUGGCGCACAAGAGCCCAGAAGCGAAACCCUCUCACUAUCAUCCAAGAGGUCCAGGAGACGACCAUCACUAUUAUUGAAGAAAACCUCGACGAGAUUGCGGCCCUUGAGCAGGUGGCAGAGCAACAAUUCGCCGCCCUCGUCCAGGCACAAGUUGCUCUGAUUACUCAGCUCGAGGAUAUCAAGAAUAACAUUCGGAUCAACCACUUCAAGGCGAAGUUCAGUCAAGUCAACGUUGUCAUCAUUUCAGUAUCAACAUUGAUCGAUGCUCGAGCUGAUAAAGGCGACCAGAAGCGCUACAUGGUGAACCAAGUCUUAGCGGACAAUGGAAAGCCAGAUCAGGAAAUGGUAGUGAUGGUAAACGACGGAGCCACCAUGACUAUUGGCGCCGCCCAGACAGCGUCUCCCGAUCAGGCCAGUGCUGCCUCAGCUCCCACUGCUUCUCCCGCCAUCGCAGGCUUUGACGUUGCCGCACCAUUCGGUCAGCUCAACCAGAGCGUCAUCCUGCCGGCCGGCGCCGCAGCCCCUGCCAUUGACUUGGUUUUCGAGGAUCCCGCUGCCAUUAUUCUGCCAAAUCAGAACAACUUGUUCGUACAAAGCGCCGACAGCUUCCUAUCCGACUCUAUCUUUUACCAGAGCAACGGUAACAGCUUCCUGGACCAGGCCGCGCAAAUUUUCGAGUCUUUCGAGCAAUUGGCUGCCGCGCAGGCUGCCGCUAUCAUUAUCAACGGAGAGGCAGCCGCUGCACCGCCCGCUGAGGAGACUGCUCCUCCCGCCGAGACGACUGCUCCUGCAGCUGAUCCGGCCGUAGAACCGCCUGCUGAAGUAGCACCUCCCGCCGAAACAACUGCUCCGGCAGCUGAUCCGGCUGUGGCACCACCUGCUGAAGUAGCAACUCCCGCCGAAACAACUGCUCCGGCAGCUGAUCCGGCCGUGGCACCACCUGCUGAAGUAGCAACUCCCGCCGAAGCAACUGCUCCGGCAGCUGAUCCGGCCGUGGCACCACCUGCUGAAGUAGCAACUCCCGCCGAUACGACGGCUCCGGCAGCUGAUCCGGCCGCGGUACCACCUGCUGAAGUAGCAACUCCCGCCGAUACGACUGCUCCGGCAGUUGAUCCUGCUGCUGCUCCAGCCGAGACGCCUGUUCCGACCGCCCCUGCUGCAGUUGAGGCAACUCCGGCACCUGCACCGGCACCGGCAGCGUGA